Colletotrichum karsti is the source of this 624-nucleotide messenger RNA. RefSeq names its product protein bli-3. The transcript is spliced from 2 exons. The record is from RefSeq and is a predicted model, not a curated record. Lineage: Eukaryota; Fungi; Ascomycota; Sordariomycetes; Glomerellales; Glomerellaceae. Bases 1 to 624 code for a protein of 207 amino acids.
AUGUCUUUCUCCAACACCUCCACCGGCGACAAGCCUGCCGACCCUUACAAGGCCACCAACAAGGACACCGAUGUCUCCCUCAAGGAAAAGGUCGAGGCUCUCGUCAACUUCGCCAACAAGAGCAAGUUCGGCAUGAUGACGACCAGAGACGCCAAGUCCGGUGCUCUCGUCUCCCGCUGCAUGGCUGUUGCCGCAACGGAGAACGGCGGCAUUGACCUGCUCUUCCACACCAACACCGAGUCCCACAAGACGGACGAGAUCGACAGCGAUCCCCACAUCAACAUCUCCUUCUACAACAGCUCCGGCGACUGGGCCUCCGUAUCAGGUGUCUCCAGCAUCGUCACCGACCGCUCGCUGGUGAAGAAGCACUACACCUCCACCCUCAAGGCAUGGCUCGGCGACCUUGGUGACGGCAAGCACGACGGCUCCGAGAACGACCCCCGUAUCGGUGUCAUCCGCGUCAAGACGGUCAGCGCAACCUACGCCAUCAGCAACGCCAACAUUCUUGGAAAGGUUGCCCAGGUGGCCGAGGGUGUGGUGACCGGAAGCCCUGCGCACGUCAACAAGUUGAGGGAGAUCUCGUCCGCCGAGGUCGAGCAGUACCGCGCCACCGCGUCGUCUUAG